Spodoptera exigua (beet armyworm) is the source of this 6210-nucleotide messenger RNA. The record is from the annotation of a GenBank genome assembly. Lineage: Eukaryota; Metazoa; Arthropoda; Insecta; Lepidoptera; Noctuidae.
CGCCAUCUAUUGGCAAAUGGAAAAACUAAAAUUCUGAAACGUCAACAUGAUCGUGAUGGAAUCUGCUAAUCAAAUUGUGAAUUUUCAUUGAUUUUUGUUAAAUUUACGGCGAAAUUUGUGAAUAAUAUAUUAAAAUUCUGUAUUUUGAAGUGUGGCACCUUCGUCCUACGUGUUGUAAAUAUGUCGUUUGUUGGUAGUUGCUCAAAAAAAUAAAGUGGAAGUAGUUGUUGUUAGUGAUCAGUUUGUGUUGAAAAUUCGCAAAAAUGUCUCUACCUGGGAAUGGUAUCUUCGUGGUCCAGGGCGAGAUGGCAAUGCUCGUCACUGCCAUGCGACGGAGUACCCGCUGGGGCUCGCACUCGUUCCCAAAUGAAGAGUAUGACGUGUUGAUGAGAACAUUCCAAGAUCUCAAAACGAUCUUGAAUCAAGUGGAUGAUUUACGACUUCUAGACCCUGCGACGUAUCUGAGCCCAUUCUUGGAAGUAAUCAGGAGCAAGGAGACUACUGGUCCUGUCACCAGUUUGGCUCUUUCUGCCAUACACAAGUUUUUAUCCUAUGGACUAAUAGACCCAACACAUCCGAGUGUGCCUGCGACGGUAGAAGAUAUAGCAGAUGCGGUUACCCACGCUCGUUUCGUCGGCACCGACCAUUCUUCAGACGGCGUUGUGCUGAUGAAGAUCUUGCAAGUCUUACGCACACUAAUGUUGAGCCCGGAAGGCGCCAUGUUGACGGACGAAAGCGUCUGCGAAAUUAUGCUCAGUUGUUUUCGCAUAUGUUUCGAGACUCGCCUCACAGAGCUGCUACGUCGAAACGCGGAACAAUGUCUUCGAGAUAUGACACAGUUGAUCUUCAUGAGGCUGCCCCAGUUUCCGGCAGAAGACACGGGGUCCGCCAGCUUCGCCACCGUCGGUCUAUCCCUCAAGAAGAGAGAGAAGACGAGCAAGAAGAAGAGUUUGACUAGUGUGAACAGCUCAAAUUCUUUGGAAAGAAAAUCGUCACUGAGCGAGCAGCCUAUUACAACGACCACUGAGCUUGAAGCAGAGACUGAUGCGAGCAAAACUGACAUCAGACAUAGCCAAGACAAACACCUGAUAAACGAAGCGGAGAUCACGAUAGAACCAGUUGACGUGAAGAGUCCAGUGAAGAAGCAUGGCAGGCACUCGUCAAUGGACCUGGCGGCCAACGGCAACACGUCCAUCACGCAGCUGCUGGAGAAAUGCGUCAGCCCCGACACUGCUGAUGAGAAGGAAGCUGGAGACAGUAGCGAGGAUGUACAGGAGACGGAGAAAGGUCCAGUGGAGGAUAGUGGGGAGAAACCAGGAGAGUACGUGAACCACCGCGGCAUCAGGUUCACUCCACAGGACGACGCCAACCUUCAACCUUAUGGACUGGUCUGCGUUAGAGAGCUGUUCAGGUUCCUGAUCUCGCUCUGCAAUCCCCUGGACAGUCAGAACACGUCAGGCAUGGUACACCUUGGUCUUUCCCUCGUUGGAACAGCUCUUGAAGUGUCGGCAGACCAGCUCGCAAAAUACCCAUCUUUGCUGUACCUAGUCAAAGACCCGCUCUGCAGAAACCUUUUAAGUCUGCUGAGCACGGAAAGGAUAUCAAUAUUCGCACUUGACCUUCAAGUCUCCUUUCUGCUAUUCGAAGCUCUCCGCACACACCUCAAGUUCCAAAUGGAAGCGUUUUAUAAGAAAAUCAUAGAAAUCAUAUCGGCAGACACAACGAAAGCUAUUUACGAGCUGAAGGAGAUCCACCAUCUUGCCUUGGAGAGUCUAGCACAAAUGUUCAGGAUACCGGGGCUCUGCGCUGAGAUAUACCUCAACUAUGACUGCGAUGUUUACUGCAUGAACGUCUUUGAAGAAUUGACCAAACUCCUCUCCAAGAACGUGGUAUCUUCCACAGCAUACAACAUCCACUCCCUGUCUUUAGAAGCCUUGAUGACUAUUAUCGAGGCGGUGGAAAUGGGUUGCAGUCAUAAAGAAGUUAAGCCUGAACCAGAAAUCCCUCCCAACGGGGAGGAGGAGAAGGAAAAGGACUUGAGAAGUGGUCACGUUUCUUUGGAACUAGGGGGGUUGGAUGACGUGUCCGUAGUCAGUGACCAUGUGACGCACGAUAUUAGUCAGUACUUCGGCUGUGGAAGGACGGGGAGACAUAAGCCCUCCUCUGAUCUGCCUUCUGAAGCUGAAUUAGAUAAUAUCAAAAAUAUGAAGAAGUGGGUUACGCAAGGCACAGAACUCUUCAAUCAGAAACCUGAGCGUGGCAUUGAAUUUUUACAAGAACAUGGAGUGUUGGCAACUCCAUUAGACCCACACGAAGUUGCCAUGUUUUUAAGAGAAAAUCCGGACUUAGAUAAGAAAAUGAUAGGUGAAUUUAUCUGCAAGCGGUCGUCACGGGGCGAAGAUGAAGAUGGUGGACCAUCAGUUUUGGGAGCCUUUGCAGACAGUUUUGACUAUGCAGGACUGAGGAUAGACCAGGCAUUAAGAAUGUACCUGGAGACAUUCCGACUGCCAGGAGAAGCGCCUCUCAUCUUCCUUGUUAUGGAACGCUUUGCUGAGCGGUGGCAUAGUUCGAACGGGGAACCGUUUGCCAACACCGACGCUGCCUUCCGCCUGGCGUACGCCUUGAUAAUGCUGAACAUGGAUCAGCACAACCACAACGCGAAGAAACUGAACGUGCCCAUGACUGUGGAGGACUUUGUGAAGAACCUCAGAGGAUGCAAUGGAUCCGGAGACUUUGAUCAGUCGAUGCUGGAGGCUGUGUUCCAUUCUAUCAAGAACGAAGAGAUGGUAAUGCCGGCGGAGCGCACGGGCGCGGUGCGUGACGCCUACCUGUGGCGGGUGCUCCAGCGGCGCGGGGCGGGGCCCCAGGCGCUCUAUAGGGCUGCGCCCGCGCAACAUCCACACCACGCGCGACUCUUCACUGUCGCAUGCCCGCCUACUGUGACGGCGCUUUCAGCGGCUUUCGAGCGCUCAACUCCCCCCACCGUCGAGGAGAUGGAGAGUAACAGAAUCCGCGACAGUGGCGCCCUCCUCGCCCUCAACGGCCUCGAGCGCUGCGCAGCGCUUGUGGCUAGAUUGCCGCCUGACAACAUCACUCUUGACACUCUGCUGCUAACGCUGUGCAAGUUUACUGGAUUGUUAGCACCGCAACACGCUAAUUAUAUCGCUAUUGGAGUAACGCUAGGUCAGUCUAGCAAGGCUCAGCUAGCGCUACGCCGCGCAUGCGCAGUGGCGGCGAGACAUGCCGACUGUAUCCGCGACUCGUGGCGACACCUACUGGAGAUUGUGAAGACUUUGUACAUUGGAAGACUGCUGCCCAAGUGCCUAAUUGAAGCUGAAGAUUACUUAGCCCCGAACGGUACCGUGUCCCUCAUCAGGGAAGCGGCGCGCGGGUCCGAAGCUGGACUACUAUCCAGUUUAUAUUCAUACAUUGCGCUUGGAGAGUCAGGUAUGCGAACUCCGACGCCACACGAGAAGGUAUUGAUCGACGCGGCCAUGGAAUGUGUGGCCAAGUGCAACUUCCCAGGACUUCUCAUAACUGAAACCAAGUUCCUACAAGUAGAAAGCUUACAGGAGUUGAUACGUGCGAUGGUGACAGUGGGCACGCCCCCAGACUCCGACAGUCUGCAGAUGAACCCUCAGCUGGAAGACAUCACCAUAUUCUUCCUGGAACUGCUCGGACAAACUUUAAUACAGAACAGAGACCGUGUCCUAUGCGUAUGGGACUGCGCGGGUCCGCACAUGUCCCGCACGGUCCGCUGGGCGCAGGGCCAGGGCCCGGCGCUGCGGCGCGCGCUGACUGCCCUACUGCGGGGGGCGGCGCGCCUCAUGCGCUGCGACGCCGCCGCCCCGCAUCUACUGCGACACCUCACCAUACUCUUCCACAUGCCAUACAAGCUAUUCUACCAACAGGCCGACGUCAUAUCAUGCGGCAUGUACGAGAUAGUGAAGACGUCAGCGCAGAACGUGCACAGUGCGCAGGAGUGGGACAUCGUGUUCGCGUUACUGUGUGCCGCCGGGGCCGGGGCCUGGCCCAACGACGCCAGGGCUGCCAGUCCUGCCGCAUCGAGCCGAUCUGAGGGCUCGGAGGAUGAAAGUGAGCGCCGACCCACCAGCGCCUCGUCCGAGAGCGAGCUGUCUCAUUCUCCGCAAACACAAGGAUGGAUAUUGGUGAAGAAUGAGACGGAGUCGUCGGAGACGUUCGAGCUGGAGGGCAAGGUGUCCCUGCGCGCGCACCGCGCGAGCGCGCUGUCCCGCUGCAGCGAGGCGCUAGCGCUCGUGGUGCGCGACGUGGCGCACGUCACGCCCUACAACUGCCGCGCCGCCGUGCGAGCCGUGCGCAUCUUCGCCAGGGCCACGCUGCACACCGGAAAGAAAUCUGGCAAGUCGAGGUCAGGCCACAAGUCGCGGCCGAGCUCCGGCAGGAGACGUUACGAUGACUCCUCUGAUGAAGAGGUGGAUACCCUCGACCAGUAUCAUAUGGUCAGCAUACAGUUGCUGGACCUAAUGCACACGUUGCACAGUCGCACCGCUCAGAUAUUCAAAUGGUGGAGAGACGAGGCCGACCAGGGACAAAAUGCUGAAGAAUAUGACUUAUGGGAAGUCGCGUGGAAACCAUUACUACAAGGCAUCGCACAAUUUUGUACGGACAGGCGGAAACAGGUGUCGAACAGCGCGGUGGCGUACCUGCAGCGCGCGCUGCUGGCGCCCGGACUGGCCGGCAUGGGCGGCGCGCGCUGGGAGGCCGCCUUCCACCACGUGCUGUUCCCCCUGCUCGAGCUACUGCCGCGCCGCGCCGACGUCACCGCCAGGGCGCACACCAUCAUGUGCAAGGUGUUCCUGCAGCACCUGUCAGCGCUGAGCGCGCGCGCCUCGUUCGGCGCGCUGUGGGUGCGCGUGCUCGACCGCGCGCGCGCGCUGCUGCUGCCCGAGCCCGACGACCCCCUCACCGAGGCCGCGCUCGAGUCACUCAAGAACAUGAUCCUCGUCAUGGACUCCGUACGGAUAUUCAGCAAUGCAGACGGUUACAACGAUUUAUGGUACAUUACUUGGGACAAGAUCAACGAAUUCCUGCCCAACUUGAAGGAAGAAUUAUUUCCACAAGUAAAAGACAACGCGAAACCAACCAGCCUACCGAGUCACAUGCAGCCAUCUCUACCACCGUCCCUGCCUACCCUCGUUCCCGUACAACAGACCAGUACGCCCACCUUAGUACCAAUCCCAUCCGCACCCCAACCCAUCCCACCACAAUCCCCCCAAAUCCAAUCACCAAUGUUGGCGCAAAACUUGGCACAUUCGCCAGUGAAUUUAGUUCAGACACCACCAUUGGUGGCCAAUGCUCCAACGUUGGUGGCUCCUACGCCAAUAAGCGGUAUGGUUCCUAUUAGGAAUCCUUUGUAUGACCAGACUGGGUUGACUUCUUCAGUACUUCUGCAGCCUUUGAAUGAGAUGAUAUCAACACCAAUAGGAAUGUCGAUGCAGCCGCAGAUGCCGAUGUUGUACCCGCAGAACGUUGACCCCACACCGACGAGACCCGACCUCAUCCGUAUGGACCUCCGACCGGACCUCACGCCACAAGUCCCUACCAGACCAGAAAACCCUUACUUGGACCCGUCACAGCCAGACAUCACACGGGCAGACCCACAUGUAAUCAACGUUAGUUACAAUGACCCGGUUCUACCUGAAACUAAGGUAGAACAAAGCGAACUAUACGCCGAUUACUUAACCAACCCCUACACUGAGAUCAAGGACAUCUCAAAAGAAGCCACCCUAUACGACCCAGAAGACCCGAAGCCUCCGCCCAAUGACAUAAAAAAUCCCUUAUUAUCAGCCUUAGAUAAGAAAUCCUACAGCGCAAACGCGACACCUAUGCAUACGGCAAAUAAAGCUCAAUUUGGCUCGAGUGAUAAUGUGAGACAAGAGUCAGGUAUUUUUAACUUUUCCAGUUAUUUUGGGUCGGCGAGUGAGACUAUAGGGCCGGGGUCUGAAGUCUUUGAUACUUUGAUGUCGACACAAGAAGGAUAGCUAGAUUUAUUAGACCGAGAUAUGGGGACGUGGUUGUAGAGCUAAAAUGUACAGGCUAGACCAGUAUAGAGUUACAUAUUCAUUGACUGUCUCGUUCGUACAAAAAGUAAUAAUAGUAAUAAUAAUUUUCUUUUUCUUUAUGUGAGACAUAAAAUUGAUUUAAAAUAAUACGUAAAUUCACGUGAAU